Messenger RNA from Daktulosphaira vitifoliae (grape phylloxera), 2089 nucleotides. It is a transcript of the gene Cdk8, whose product is annotated as cyclin-dependent kinase 8. Gene Ontology annotation, molecular function: RNA polymerase II CTD heptapeptide repeat kinase activity; cyclin-dependent protein serine/threonine kinase activity; ATP binding. The transcript is spliced from 13 exons. Gene Ontology annotation, cellular component: mediator complex; nucleus. NCBI's taxonomy places the organism in Eukaryota, Metazoa, Arthropoda, Insecta, Hemiptera, Phylloxeridae. Gene Ontology annotation, biological process: protein phosphorylation. The coding region runs from base 260 to 1939 and encodes 559 amino acids. The record is from RefSeq and is a predicted model, not a curated record.
AUAUCAUUUUUUAUUUUUGUAAUUAGACUUCAAUUUAUUAUUUUUAAUAUUUCAAAUUAUUAGUGUAAAUAUGUAAAGAUGUAAUGAAUAAAAUGUUUAGAUAAUUAUUAAAUAAUUUAUACCAUCUAAUAUAUAACAAUUGCAGUAUUAUUUACAAUUUUUAAUUUAUUGAAAAGAAAAAAUGUUGCUGAAGUAGUGUUUCUUCAAUUCAACAAUUGUUUAAGAUUUAUUGAAAUAUAAUUCUAAAUAAAGAAUUUUAAUGGAUUACGAAUUUAAAAUCAAAACUGGCAAUGAAAGAGCCAAAGUUGAAGAACUUUUUGAUUAUGAAGGAUGUAAAGUAGGAAGAGGUACUUAUGGACAUGUGUAUAAAGCAAGAAGAAAAGAUGGGGAUAAUAGUAAAGAUUUUGCUUUAAAACAAAUUGAGGGUACAGGACUUUCAAUGUCAGCUUGUCGUGAAAUCGCUUUAUUACGGGAAUUAAAACAUCCAAAUGUUAUAAAUUUAAUCCGUGUUUUUUUAUCACAUAAUGAUAGAAAAGUGUGGUUAUUAUUUGACUAUGCUGAACAUGAUCUUUGGCAUAUAAUAAAGUUUCACAGGGCUGCAAAAGCCAAUAAAAAACCAGUAAUGGUGCCAAAAGGAAUGGUUAAGUCAUUGCUUUUUCAAAUAUUAGAUGGGAUACAUUAUUUACAUUCAAAUUGGGUUUUACAUAGAGACUUAAAACCAGCUAAUAUUCUUGUUAUGGGUGAAGGUCCAGAAAGAGGUAGAGUUAAAAUUGCUGAUAUGGGAUUUGCCCGCUUAUUUAAUGCUCCAUUAAAACCACUUGCUGAUCUUGAUCCUGUUGUAGUUACAUUUUGGUAUCGUGCACCAGAACUUCUGUUAGGAGCUAGGCAUUACACUAAAGCUAUUGAUAUUUGGGCUAUUGGUUGCAUAUUUGCUGAGUUAUUAACAUCAGAACCAAUAUUUCAUUGCCGUCAAGAAGAUAUUAAAACUAGUAAUCCAUAUCAUCAUGAUCAACUAGAUAGAAUUUUUAAUGUUAUGGGUUUUCCUCAAGAAAAGGAUUGGGAAGACAUUAAAAAGAUGCCAGAACAUGCUACUCUUAUGAAAGAUUUUAAACGUUCCAAUUAUUCUAAUUGUUCUUUGGUGAAAUAUAUGGAUCGUCAUAAAAUUAAACCUGAAAGUAAAGCAUUCCAUUUGCUACAAAAACUAUUAUUAAUGGAUCCUAACAAAAGAAUUACAUCUGAACAAGCAAAACAAGAUUCAUAUUUCCAAGAGGACCCUAUACCAACUUCAGAUUUCAAUGCAAGACUGAGAAGUGUUUUUGCCGGCUGUCCUAUUCCAUAUCCUAAAAGAGAAUUUUUGACUGAUGAUGAUCAAGAUGAUAAAGAUAAAAGACAACAAGCUACAAAUAUUUUUGCAUAUGACCAUGGACGUUACUUAGUCGAUAAUUCUAACACUCGCACUUUUAUUAAGAGCGAACCUAUCAUGCCUAGACUUGACAAUAUUGCCCAGGAGCGCCGUAAUAGCUUAAUCAACAAUGCUUAUGUUAAUAGUUUACACAAUUGGCAUGGCUUUAAUCAUACUGCGCUAGAGGGCGCACAUUCUGAUCAAUCGGGUAGUCAUCAUAGUCAUCAACAACAGCAACAUGCUGCUAAUCAAAAAAGAAUGCGCAUGAAUGGUUUAGGUGGUCAUUCUAGUGUUAAUCCUGGAACAGUUAUGCCAAAUUCAUCUCAACAACAGCAGCAGCAGCAGCAGCAACAACAACAGCAGCAGCAACAACAGCAACAAGUUCAGCAGCAACAGCAACUUCAACAACAACCACAGCAAGUACAACAAUCUCACCAACAAGACUUUCAUCAUGUACCUCAACAUCAACAACAAAUGAUGUAUUCACAACAAACUAAUCCAAAUGGGCCAGGACCUAAUUACUCACAAAGAUUCUAAGAGUUCAUUACCUCACAAUUUUUACUGUAGAACUUGUUUAAAACAAUUACAUAUACAGAUUUUGUGAUCAGAAUAUUUCUAUUAUAGGUUGAUUUUUAUUUUGUGAUAUAUAUUAAACACUAAAAAAUAAAUCAUUUAGCAAAUGCAUAA